Scedosporium apiospermum is the source of this 3684-nucleotide messenger RNA. RefSeq lists its product as uncharacterized. The transcript is spliced from 10 exons. The record is from RefSeq and is a predicted model, not a curated record. The coding region runs from base 1 to 3684 and encodes 1227 amino acids. Gene Ontology annotation, molecular function: serine-type endopeptidase activity. NCBI's taxonomy places the organism in Eukaryota, Fungi, Ascomycota, Sordariomycetes, Microascales, Microascaceae. Gene Ontology annotation, biological process: proteolysis.
AUGCGUCUCUAUCGUACCAACACGAUAGCCGUGUUCGGGCUACUGUUGUUCCUGAUAGCCAGUCUGGCAAGCGCACAGCAGUGCCAGGGGGACCAGUACUGGUGUCAGGACCGGUGCGGAACUGACGUGGAUACGUGCUGCGAGACGCCAGACGGGCAGCACAACCUAUGUGGUCCAGGACCGCCGGUACCUUCGCCUUCAGACCCAUCGCAUGUCGGGGAGCCCGAUACUGUCAUCACCACACUUACAUCUGGCACGGACACUCUAGUUACGGCCAUUCCAGGGCCCAGCUCAGGCGGUACCUCCGAAGAUGAGACGGUAGCUCCCAGCCUCGAACCAAGCAGCCAGGCAGCAGACCACUCGAGCACGGGCGCCAGCAGUUCUCCUACCGAGAAGCCUACAGAGGGGCCUCCCGGGGAACCUGACCAGGAUCCUACUCAAGAACCCAACCCCGGAACUCCCCAAGGGCCGACACAGGGAACGAAACAACCCAACGAGGAGCCAAGUCAAGCCCCUAGCCAGGAAUCCACUAAAGAGCCUACUCAAGACCCUACUCAGGACCCUACUCAGGAUCCUACUCAGGGUCCUACCCAAGAACCUACUCAAGAACCCACUGGAGAACCCAGCCCCGGAGCUCCCCAAGGACCUAUACAGGGAACGCAAGAACCCGGCGAGGAGCCCAGUCAAACCCCUAGCCAGGAGCUCACUAAAGCGCCUAACCAGGAACCUACCCAAGAGCCCACCCAAGAGCCUACCCAAGAGCCUACCCAAGAGCUUACCCAAGGGCCUGGCCCCGGAACUCCUACCCAAGAUGCUCCCAAGUCAGAUCCCAGCCCUCCAACGGCAACCGAAAACAGCAGUGACACCAUUCCCACAAUUACAGGGUGGCCCGAGUCAGUCACUAUUUCUCCCGUGCCAACCGAAGUGGAUCAACCGAGGCUAGAAAGCGAGGACGAUGGCGAGGACGACGAUGACGACGAUGGCUUUAUUGCCGCCAUUAUUCCUUGCAAGCUUUGGUUUUUCAAUGUUUGCCCCAAGUUUAACAAUAUCGACUUUGGAGGCUGGAGGCUACCGUUGCCCCCUGGUGUUUACCCACCGGGUCCUCCGCCAAUUAAACUGCCGUCACCCAUCCAAAUCCGUGGGAGCCUUCCCCCAUGGCCCCGGUUCACUGUUGGUCCAGACAACCUUCCCACAUUCCCUCCAGAGCCCGACCCUACCAACUGCGAGAUACAGACAGCUGAGCUCUGCUACGCCACAACUUCAUAUGUCGUGUCGACACUAGAGAACGGAGCCGUGGAGACAGUCUCGUCGGUUGUGCCUCCACCAGCCUGCACGAACAUACAGGGAUGCGUAGUGAAGGAUGCGGAUGAAGAAUCCACCGUGACCCACACCGCAGAGUGUCCCACUGAGACAGUAACCGACGUCGUCAUAACCUGCAGCGGCACAGGGACCACAGCCUGUUCAACCAAGACAGAGGUUGCCAAGACUGGUUGCUCCCUUACUGCUACUACGACGACAGUAUCCUGUACGCCAGCUCCUAGCGGCGGCAACACUCGGAAACGGGAUGGAGAUGAUUCCGGCCCGUUCUGCCAAACUAGAAGCGGCUACUCUAUCUGGCCUCGCGAUGAAAAGAAUCUCGAUGAAGCAAAGGCUACUUGGGAUCAGAUGAUCGCGAUUCUUGGGGACGGCGGCUGGAUAGAAAACUUGCAGGAUCGCAAGUUCACUGUGGACUUUUGGCACGCAACCCUAACCGAAGACGAGGCGCAAGCCAUUCGUGAGAUGCCAACUGUCUCCGGCGUAUAUGCUGAUUGCACAGAAUGCGAAUAUGAUCCAACCACGGCGUGGGUCUACCAGAGGGCGUUUCAGCGUAUACCCAUAUCCAAGGACCCUGCUGAGAAACGCCGCUUCGGUAUUGAGCAAAUGGCCUAUCUCUCUUACCCCCCCUCUAAGAACAGAAAAUUCGAGAACACAUAUGUAUUCGACGAUAGCGCUGGAUCCGAUAUCCCUGUUUACAUUGUAGACACGGGCGCUCAGUUAAUGCACUCUGAGUUCAUUGAAGGCGACAACAUAGCCGAUAAAGUCAACUGGAUGUUUGUCGAGCCCAUGGACUUCGAUGGCCCGGCCCGCAAGGACGAUUCGGCAACCCGCGUCGACGGUUAUUGUGACCCUAGCCUAGUAAAAUGCAAGACCCAUGGCACCUCCAUGCUAGGGUUCGUUACCGGUAGCUAUCUGGGAGCCUCCAAAAAUGUCCAACCUUGGGUGGUACGCGUGCCGCGAAAGAGAGAAGGCGGGGGCGGCGCCACGCCGAAUGACUGGUUGAGGGGUGUUGCCAUGAUAAAUGAGAAGAUCACGGAGAAGACCGAGGUUACGCAAGCCAUCGUAUCCCUAUCCUGGAUGUUCGGCGUCGGGGAUAUUGUGCCUGAUUCACGGUUGAGGGAGUGGCAAAAGAAACUCGAGACCGAGAUUACACAGCUCAUUGAGAAGGGGGUGUUUGUGGUGACGGGGUCGGGCAAUUCUGCCAUAAUAAAGGGGUGGCCUGCACUCUUCGGCGCUAAGGAGGGAUCAAUGACCGUGGGGUGGCCACAACCGCAGUAUUACAUUAAAGACCUCCUGGUCGUUGGUGCUGCCAACGUGUUGACUGGGGAUAUAUGGGGCGCUUCCGGCGUUGACGUGGAGAAAGGACUUCCGCACGUUUACGCGCCCGGAGAGAACAUCGUCGGCGUGGAUGGGGACAAGAGGAACUGGGCCUUCAAGGACCGCGGUUCGGAGUAUCGGAUCACCGAGGGAACUUCUGUUGCGACUGCGUACACCGCCGGACUCGCUGCUUAUUUCCUGAAAAUGCAUCAACUUGGCCGCCUUCCCCGGGACAAUGCUGGGAAUCAGCCCGACAUGAGCCCAGGGGGACUAAAGAGGUUCAUACUUGACAAGGCGUGGCCCCGGGUCAACAACCCGAAACUCGGACCUGUUAACGGCAUAUGGAAUGCGGUAGACGAAAGGACUGCCUUGCCGGAGGGCUGGUGUCCUUACGAGAGAGCAAGGGCGGCUAUGCGCAUAUUCCGGCGCCAGGACCAGGGCGAUACCUUUGUUCUGCCAGACCAGUGUAUACUUGGGUCGGAUCCUCCCACCGGGGAUUCCGGUAAUACCGACGGCGACGGCGACACUGGCAACACUGGCGAUGCCGAUGGCACUGCAGGCGCCGGAGGCACCUCGACUACAGCUGUUGCGGCGCCCGCCCCGACCGGCUUCGAGUGCACUGAGGAAACGGCAGACAAGUGCGCACCGGCAGUUAUCUGCAACGGAAUCCAGCGCAACGGCUGCGUCAACGGAAAAUGCGUCUGCGUCAUGCCCGAACUCGAGUGCACUGAGGAGACAGCAGACAAGUGCGCUCCGGCAGUCAUCUGCAACGGAAUCCAGCACAACGGCUGCGUCAACGGAAAAUGCGUCUGUGUCAUGCCCGACCUGCCGACGACCACAUUCGCCACCAUCACGACAUCCAGAAAGCUCACCGCCCCUUCGCCGGACGUAUCUAAGGAAUGCCAUAUCCACAUCCGCGAAUUGGGUUGGAGCAGGGCUCACAAGGUCAAGGUCUGGGUAGACGCUCAUGUAAACGGCGAAUUCGCCGGAGAAAGCGGUGUGCUCUCGACCGAGUGGGGAAACUAUAUCUGGGCCGACGAAGUGGGAUAG